Messenger RNA from Schistosoma spindalis, 1657 nucleotides. NCBI's taxonomy places the organism in Eukaryota, Metazoa, Platyhelminthes, Trematoda, Strigeidida, Schistosomatidae. The record is from the annotation of a GenBank genome assembly.
AUUCAAUGGCACCAUAUAAUGUAUAUCAUAAACAUAAAAAUAUAUUAUGGAAUAAAUAUAUGAAUUUAGCAAGAAAUUUAUCAUUCUCUAUACCAAAUCAUUUAUUUUUAAAUAUAGAUAAUAUAGAUACAAAUGAAAUCAUCAUACAAUCAUUAAUUUAUUCUACAUUAUCCUAUUGGGAAUUUAAUAUUGGAAAUUAUAAUGAUAUGUUUCAAUUUAUAGCUAUAGAUAAUGGUUAUCAAGGAAUACGUUUAUCAGUUGGUUUAGAUGAAAAUUUAAUCAUGAUACCAAUGCCAUUCAAUCAAUAUAUUUAUACACAAAUAUUACAAAAACGUUAUAAUAUACCAUGUUUUAAUUUUCAAAUUGAUAGAUUAAACGAGUCCAAAAAUAUUCACAGACAUCUACUCUCAAGGCAUUUCAAGAUCAAACGGUAGGUGAGAUACUAUCAACGAAGCACAUCAUUGAUGGGAUUUGAUUAAACAUCUAGUCAAUGUCUCAAUUUAAAUGUUAUUGUCCAGAUUUCACGUCAUUUAAAUACAACUAAUUAUCAUCAUAUAGAAAAACUUGCUUUUGGUAUUAAAUUUAAUUAUCAAAGUUAUUUAAUUAUUAAUUCAUCAUAUACAUCCCAUAUGAUUGAUUUAUAUAUCACAUUACCAAAUCAUUUCCCUGAUAUCAAUUCAAUUGAAUUAAUCCCUGGUUAUAUAAAUCAUAUUAAAUUAGAAAUGUUACGGAUAAAACGUAUAAAACACAACUACUACCAUCACCACCAUCACCACCAUCCCGGCAAUCAUCGUGGCAACCACCACCAACAUCAAUCAUUAUGUAAUGAGAAAAAAUUUUCAACAAUUAUAUAUGAUGGUGAUUUAAUUAAUAAACGUUUAAUUUAUGGUUCAAAUGAAUUAUGUCAUCGUAUAUUAUCACAAUAUUUAUAUUUAAAUGAAUGUCAUUGUUAUAGUCCCUUCUUACCUUAUGGUUACUAUGACAACAUACCAAUCAUAAAUCAUAACAACAACAACAAUAAUAAUAAUACUAAUAGAACAAUUGAAUAUCCAGUUUUAUGUUUAAAUAUGUCAUUAUUUAAUAAGAAUCAAUUAAUAGAUAAUGUUAAUUGUAUGUAUCGAGUAUAUCAAAAAUAUAGUAAUAUUAGUUUAUAUAUGAAUUUAAUAGAAGCAAAACAAUGUGAUCUUUAUCGUAAUCUACCAUAUUGUGAUCAUGUUUAUUAUCAAAAUUUUGGUAUACAUCGUAUUAUUAUGAAUGAAUUAUGGAGUAAUACAUAUAAUGAUGCAAGAGCAUCAUUUUUAAUUCAUACAUUUCGUGAUGUAUUCACUAACAAUACGACUACUACUACUACUACUACUAAUACUACUGAUAAUACUACUUAUAAUAAUGAGAAAUUAACAACUCAACAAAUUCUAUUAGAAAUGCGUAAUAAUUUUGGUUUAUUAACUAUAGAACGUAAUAGACCACAAGGUAAAUUAGUACGUGAAGAACAAGAAUAUUCAUUCGCUCAAUUAUUAUCUGAUAUUGGUGGAAAUAUGGGUUUAUGGAUUGGAAUCUCUGUAAUUGGUUUAUUUGAAUUUAUUGAAUUAAUUAGUUUUAUAUUAUAUACAUUAUUGAAUUAUAUUAUUCAUUUAUGUAGAAAAAAUUGAGAAGAUAG